AUCGUGAUCGGAAUAUUAUUGGUCUAAUUAUUUUGAUUACCGCUCACUAGAAAACAUUAUCGUAGUGAUAGUAAUAAUAUUAUAUAAUAAUAAUAAUAAUAUAAGUAAAUAAAUAAUCGUAUUCGUUAUUGAGACUUUGCAAGUCGAGAGCGUAGAUGAACAAGCAACAGAAGAGAGUAUUAGUCGAGAGUAAUGAGACUUGAGAGUUGAUGAUGCAUCUGUUCUGAUCGCCGAAGAUUUACAUAGGCAAUAGGCAUAUUUUACAGCGUUAUUGUUGUUAUUGAUCGCGUUUGGGGCUUCUUGAGAUCAUUGUUUGAGUAGCAUGACAACGUUUAAAUGGUUCAUGGUAUCUGGCAGCACGCGUUCCAGCUAAUAAGAGGACGUUGUUGUUACGUUGUCACUUCUACACCAGAUCAAAGGAAACGGGUGUAUGAAUACUGUUAAACACAAGCCGGGAUUGCAACUUCAGUACCUGUUGCAAGGAGGCUCAUACAGAAACACCAAACUACACGAAAUAACCAUGAUUGGAGCGAUGCCUGCUGUGGCCGUCCGCCAUGAGCGGCGGAGACAGGAGAAAAAAGUCGUGACCGUGAAUAAUCUGAACACCGGUGACCGAGAAGGUACAUCGAGCACCACUGGAAACCGCAGACCGAGCCUUUUAACAUUGCAGUCACCGCAUUCCCAGAGUGGCACACCGAUCACAUCUCCACCGUACAUCCAAAACUCACUGCCAGAUAUCUAUGUCUGUUCAAAAGUGUCCGUACUCCAUAUAGCCGUGGUGACCAUACUGAUCGGGGCCAUAUUGUUAAUCGUCGGGCUUGUUCAGCUGAAGCCGGGUGCGGACGCGUCCCAGUACAAGCACGUGUUGAUCUUUUCCGGGUUGAUCACCACGCUGGUCGGUAUCCUCACGGCCAUCGUCCGGUGCUGUCUCUUGCCGUGGGUCAUCAAACGCCGACAGAGGAGGUCCACCCCGUCAACGCCGGGCAUGCUGUUGACCUUAUCGUAAUGGAGAGGAAGCCGCGUCGCCACUGCAGGACGAUCGAGAAUUCUGCUUAUCUGCUUCACACUCACACACAUACACACACACACACAAAUUACACACAUACACGUUUGUUUUUAGGAUGACACGAGUCAUAAAUUGUUUAUAGACGAAAAUAUGUUAUUUAAUUUUUACUCUUUGGCGCCUGCACGAUGUUAUCCGAAAAGAAUCGAUAUGGCGGAGAGAUUUCUGCCUCGUUCGAUAAAAUGAUCGAUUUUUCACGCGAAAAAAACGCAUUCCGAGUAUACGGUACAUACUAUAUAGAUACAUAAAUUUAAUAGACGGUAUAAAAUAAAAGAUCACCUAAAAUAUUGAUAGGCUUAAAUGUUAUACGGUGGAUGUACAAUCGGUUAAACUGCGGUCAGUUAUAGCCUUCGGUACACCGAUCGGAUCUUCGCCGAAAAUUAUUUACUGCCUCUAUAUACUUUAAUACAUAUAAUAGUAAAUAGAAUAUAUGUAUACAAUAUACAGCACACACACACACACAUACACACAAAUAUACAAAAAAAUACACUGGUCUGUGAUUUUAACUCUGACCGACAUCGUUCGAUGACAGGUCUGAGUAGUGAGUUUAUUAAUAUGUUAUACCUAGUAAGGAACUUCAAGUAGAAAUCGUUUUGUUCUCGUGUUCUAAAAUUGAAAUGUGAAAACACUGAAAACUUUUUUAUUAAUUUUUGUUCGAGGAUUUAUGAUUUUCUCCUUCAUAUUUUAAUGUCCAAAGUAAAUAAUUCCAAACAGUGUUUGUAAAUCAAGUAAAUCAACCCUAAACCUAAAUUGCUAUAUAGGAACUUUUUAUGUUUUACACAUAUUACACAGUUUAUACCUAUUAUACAAACGCAAUGUAUAUUUUUAAGGUAUUUAUGGGACCAACAAUAUGAAACAUGAAACCAACAUUUAUGAAUAAUUUUAGUCCGAUUCAUAUUCUACAUAUCUCUAAAUAUUUUAAUCAUAAAUAAGUAAUGUAUUCAUUAUACAUAUAUUUGAUUUUUUGAAUAAUCAAAAUCUAGGUCUUCAUUUUAUUUUCGUUAUGUAAUUAUAAUACCAAUACCUAUAGUGUUUAAAUGUUAAAACAUUACAAAUUUCUUCAAUUUGCUGGUCCAUGUUAAUGUUGAGACAACAAUAAUUGUGACUUUGUUAGUUUUUGGAUUCAUACCGUAACUUUUGAAGUCUUCCAUUAUUAUUUUUUAUCCUAUGUAUUAUGCAUAUAUUAUUUUAAUUGACUGACCUUUAACACAACUGACCAAAGUAUAAUUUAACCGUUCAAUCAAUAAACUGUAAUGUCCUAAAUCAAAAUAUAGCCAUUUUAUGAUUCGCUCAAAUUUAAUUUAAUUAUAUAAUCUAUGUUAUUGGCCAACUUAAUUUGUUUAAGAAACUUAUGAAAAAAUUAUUAUUAAAGUUCACAACAUGUUCAGUGAUUUUGUUAGUACAAUUUUGACACAAAUAACGAUCUAUUCUCACAAUCUGACUUUAUAAACAAUGUUAAAAUGAUCUUGAAUCCUAUAUCAAAAGUAUUUGAUAUGAAUAGAAAAAAUAUAUUGAAAAUAUUUAAAUGUUAGGUACUUAAUUUUAUAAAAAUUAAUAAGUAUUUUAUAACAGUUUAAGUCAUUGUUUUUUUUUUUGUAUUUUUUAUAAUCUUAUGCUAUCAUUAGCAAUCUCUAAUUUUUUAAGUAAUAUAGAGUGAUUAUUAAAAGGGUGUAAGUAUACAUUUGCUAAUUUAUUCAAAAAUUGCUUAGUUUAAAUGUUUUACCCCAUUUGUGAUACAACCCAAAUCGUAAAGCAAGCAACUAUAAAUUCCACAAGUUUUAUAAAUUGAGAAAUGAGAAAUGGUAUAUUAUAGAUCCUCUAUUAAUAAUAUUUAUAGUAGAACUUAAAACACUUAUACUAUAAAUUAUAAUUUAUUAAUUCUCAUGAUGUUCUGUUUCAAAGUGUUAAUGAUACAAGAAAUGAAGUAGGUAGGGAUAAUUAUAAUUUAAACACAUAAGUUAAUGACAGGUUUCAAAAAUAAAUGUCUAUAAAAUAUUUCUUUUCUUGUUAUACUAGAUGGCUAAUGACCAUGAUGCACAAAUAAUAAUUAGUAUCACCAAAUAUAAUUUUUAAAUGAAUCCCGAUUAAUUAUUAUAUUCCAAAUUUACAAAAUUAAAAAUAAAUCAUAUAUAUAAAAAAAAAUUACUAAGGUAUAAAGGUUUUCUAGUUUAUUUAACUGGGCACUUCAUGAAUGAGAUGAAACAUUAAUACAAAAAAAAUAUAUGUAAACAAAUAAAUAAUGAAUUUAAACGUUGUAAUUAUUUAAUUUGUCAUAGUUUACAGAACCAUCAUAAUUACAAUACAUAGAAUGUUCAUAAGGCUUAUCUGAAUUUGUUUAAGACUUAAGUGUUUUUUGUGCCAAAAAAAAAAAAAAAAAAUAAUAAUAAAUAAAUAACUAUUUUUAUUGUUACAUUUUCUACAAAAUCUUUAGAAUGUCACAAAAAUAAUAAUUAUUUUGUUUAAAGGUUUUAAUUUGAUGUAUGGAAAUGAAUUGAUUAUUCUUGACCCUCUUUGAUAAUCACUCGUUGUUUAAAAUAUUUAUUUUAUUUUAUACUAAGUAUAAUACUAUAAUAUAAUAAUAAAAAAUUAUGACAUCAAUGUUCUCUUGUGUCUAAUAUUAAAAAAAAUAUUUUUUUCGUAUUUUUUACACAUGGAUAUAAUAAGUUAUUACUAAAUGAUCAAUCACUUAUGUUUAUUCAAAUUUUUUAAGAUCACAUAUGUUGAAUAUUUUUAUUCUGUUGAUCUGUUAAUUCUUAUGAUAUUUUAUUUUUAACGUUAUUACAGAUUAAGGAAAAUAAUUAUAAGUUACCUUCCAGGAAUUUUUACCAAGAAAAAUUGUGAUAAUGUUAGUAAUUUUUAGAAGUAAAACAUAUUUGAAUACAAAAUUGAAAAUGUUGUUUGAUAUAAAUAUAUUAAGUAGUAUUUAAUGCAAUCGCACUUAAAAUCCGCCCAAUCUAAUCUCUUAAUUAUUUGAUUUUGUAUAUUUUGUUCUAUUCAAAUUGUUAACUAAUGUGCCAUGAUUAAGGUGAAUAUAUAUAUAUAGAUAUAUAUGUAUUAUGUGUAUAAUAAUAAUUAUUAAAAGAUAAUAAAAAAAAAUAAGUACCCAGUCCCAACCAUAGUCCAUAAUUCAUUGUAUUUUAUUAUACAGUUCUUUUCAAGCUAUCACCAGCAAAAUACAAAAACUAGUUAUAUCAAUCAAUGCUUUGCAAUGCUUAACAGAAAAAAAAAAAUCAUCCAAAUUAAUUAUUUAUAGGUAUCUUAUUUUCAUAUUAAGCUAUUUUUGUAAUAAAAAAAAAAUAUUCUUUUUGUUAUUUACCUAUGAUUCUGCAUUGAUAACAAUAAACAUUCAGUUUACAUAUUAUUAUUAGCAUUGUAACAUUUUUAUUAAGUACCUAAUUAUACAUUAUUGGUAUUUUUGUUAUUAUAAUUAUUGUUAUUAUUAUAUUUGUGUAUUUUCUAUUGUUCUAUACAACCUGCCAUGCACAUUUGAAUAAUUUAUAUUAUUUUAUUAUGUUUAAAUUAUUUUUAAGACAUCCGUAAGGAUUUUGUUUUUUUGUUUUUAUGCAACAUAAUUUUGUUUAAAGUAACAUUUGAGACUUCAGUGAUAACAUAUAUAUGUAUUGUAUAUAAAUAUAUAUAAUAUAUAUAUUCAAAAUAUUAGCUGUGUACCUAUAGGCUAUAUUAUUGAUACAAUUCAUAAUCAAUUUUUCUUAUAUAUUAACAAACUGUUUACUUUAAUGUGUUUAAUAAAUAUAAAUAAAAAAUA
Messenger RNA from Aphis gossypii (cotton aphid), 4829 nucleotides. RefSeq lists its product as uncharacterized. The coding region runs from base 431 to 1006 and encodes 191 amino acids. The record is from RefSeq and is a predicted model, not a curated record. The transcript has 4 exons. NCBI's taxonomy places the organism in Eukaryota, Metazoa, Arthropoda, Insecta, Hemiptera, Aphididae.